Messenger RNA from Parastagonospora nodorum SN15, 735 nucleotides. RefSeq lists its product as hypothetical. The transcript has a single exon. NCBI's taxonomy places the organism in Eukaryota, Fungi, Ascomycota, Dothideomycetes, Pleosporales, Phaeosphaeriaceae. The coding region runs from base 1 to 735 and encodes 244 amino acids. The record is from RefSeq and is a predicted model, not a curated record.
AUGUUCCAAGUCGAGCCCUCCUCCGUCAUGUUCGCAACCGGCGCCCCCAAAACCCGCUCCACCCGCGCCCGCAAAGUCAUCAAAGAGAAAGCUGCCGCCCGCGCUGAAGAGCGCGAACAAAACCCCGUCAAGCCUGCCCCAAAGCCCUCCAUCCCCGAAAGCACCCGCGCAGAACCCACGCCCAACGAGCUAAAGCAGCAACUCCAGGCCCUCAUGGAGCAAGUCGACGACGUCCUCGCCGAAGACGUGAAAGCAAAAGACAAGCAGAAAUUCCGCGCCUUCAGACAAUCCGUCAAGAAAGCCAUCGGCCUCUGGCGCACCGCCAACCCAGAAACCAUCUCCACCCUCGACACCCAGUUCGACUUCCUGAAGACGCAAAUCGCUUCGCGUUCCGCGCCGUCAUCCUCGCGUGACCCCGCGGAUGCAGAGCCCCUGAUCUCCCAAGAAGACCAAGCGCGCCUGCGCUCCGCCUUUGAAAAGCUGCGCCUCGAGACCGAGCACACAAGCGCGUGGAACCGGAGAAACGUAGCCGCACCGUAUGCGACGCCCUGGCGGCCUAGAGACUACAUGAGUGCGUUCGCCUUCAUACCGCGGUACUUGGAAGUCAACCAGAAUAUCUGCGCGGCGGUAUAUCUUAGACAUCCUGUGGCACGACCUGGGCUGGCAGAGGUGCCGACGCCGUUCCACAUUGAGACGGGGCAGUUGGCGUUUAACUGGUAUUUGAGGAGGAGAUAA